Molecule: messenger RNA, 1107 nt
Organism: Dovyalis caffra
Lineage: Eukaryota; Viridiplantae; Streptophyta; Magnoliopsida; Malpighiales; Salicaceae
Source: the annotation of a GenBank genome assembly
AUGGAAGUUCGAGGAGCUUUUAGUUCAAACGAUGGAAAAAGGCAUCGUGAAUUGACUCCACUAAGGCUGAUCAGGGGAGUUGUAUGUUUAUUGGUGCUACUUUCAACAGCAUUUAUGACAUUGGUUUAUUGCGGCUUUGUGAGUGCUGUUGUGUUGCGACUUUUCAGCAUACAUUACAGCAGGAAAGUAACAUCCUUUUUCUUUGGCACUUGGCUAGCUUUGUGGCCUUUUCUCUUUGAAAAGAUUAACAAAACCAAAGUAAUGUUUUCUGGAGAAACUGUUCCUGCUAGGGAACGAGUUUUGCUUAUUGCAAACCACAGAACAGAGGUUGACUGGAUGUACUUGUGGGAUCUUGCAUCGCGGAAGGGAUGUUUGGGAUGCAUUAAAUAUGUCCUUAAGAGUAGUCUGAUGAAAUUGCCUGUAUUCGGCUGGGGCUUCCACAUUUUGGAGUUUAUCUCAGUUGAGAGGAAGUGGGAGGUUGAUGAAUCAAACAUGCACCAAAUGCUUUCAAGUUUUAAGGAUCCCAGGGAUCCCCUCUGGCUUGCACUUUUCCCAGAAGGAACAGACUACUCCGAGCAGAAGUGUUCAAGGAGUCAAAAAUAUGCAGCCGAACAUAGUUUGCCCAUCCUGAACAAUGUGCUGCUUCCAAAGACAAAAGGCUUUUAUGCUUGCCUGGAAGAUUUGAGGGGUUCAUUGGAUGCAGUUUAUGACAUGACCAUUGGCUACAAACCUCGGUGCCCAUCUUUACUGGACAAUGUCUUUGGAGUGAACCCUUCGGAAGUUCAUGUUCAUGUCAGGCGAAUUGCGCUUGCUGACAUCCCAACAUCUGAAGAAGAGGUUUCUGCGUGGUUGAUGAAUACAUUCCAACUAAAGGACCAAUUGCUUUCUGAUUUUUAUUCUCAACGCCAUUUCCCUCGUCAAGGAACAGAAGGAGAUCUUUCAACAUUGAAGUGUCUUGUAAACUUUGUGGCCAUAAUGAUGUUGAUUAGCACUUUCACCUUUUUCACUUUUUUCUCAUCGAUUUGGUUCAAAAUUUAUGUAUCUUUAGUGUGUUGUUAUCUGUCGUCUGCAACAUACUUCAAUGUUCGUCCAAAGCCACUUCAAUAG